This is a messenger RNA of Zasmidium cellare ATCC 36951, 1044 nucleotides long. RefSeq lists its product as uncharacterized. Lineage: Eukaryota; Fungi; Ascomycota; Dothideomycetes; Mycosphaerellales; Mycosphaerellaceae. The record is from RefSeq and is a predicted model, not a curated record. The transcript has a single exon. Bases 1 to 1044 code for a protein of 347 amino acids.
AUGUCCACACAACAACCGGACGCCUCGCAGAAUGAGAGAUCGAUUGGACAGGUCGUUGUGAAGACGCUUUUCACACACACAUUUGCAGUCAUCAACUACGCCUCCUUCAGCAGCCUUCUUCCUGUACCGACCAAGCACAAUCUGUAUCUCUUUCGCAUCAUCAUAUUCACGUUCAUCCCAGCCCUGGUCGCCGUACAGAUUGUGUUCGAUAUUGCACGGACACUCGUUCGCCUCCUCAGAGAGCCGGAUGAAUUUGGGUGGCGUUCACUGCCGUUCUACUUGCAUGGCAUUCUCGGGGUUCGCGCUUUCAGAGACGAGCAUGAGCAAGCAUCAGAGUCAUUCGACGAUGCAAGACUGCUCGACAUCCCCGUCGUCGAGAAUGUGCGAAGAUCGCCGUGGCCUUGGUCGUGGAAGCGCUUCGGCCGAAUCAUCAUCGCAUUACUUGCGCUGGCUCAAGCAAUUGGCACAAUGAUCCUCUUCGUUCGAAGAGCAAAUUAUAACGCCGUGGUCGGCUUCGACUACAGGUGUUUCGUGAUGGCAAUUGGAUCUACCGUCGCGAGCGUCCUCACCUUGGCUCUUCUGGUAUUUGGCCAUCAAUGGACAUUCACCUCAAACGACGAAGCACCGAUCGUACGCACGAGCGAAAUCAAGCGACUGGUCCUAGAAACGGUGAGCAGUGGCGUCCUGCUCGAAUGGAUCCACGCGUUACUUCCAAGAUAUACGAACUGGCCAGGAGAAAUACCGCGCUACCUAUCGUCAAUCUACAAAAUCUUUUGGCCUACGCGAGCGGAGCAUCUGCUCUUAUGGCUACCUGUCGUGGCUCUGGUGGUCUUCCGCAACGACAUAGCAAAGAGAUUCAAUAUCAAGCUGUACCCUAUCGCCGCCGCUUCGCUGUUGGUGGCAUUUGUCUGGAUGACGGUGGACGUCGUUGCGUCGGUCGUGCAAGAUUUCGGACAAUUCAUCAACUUCUUCGAACCAGACUGGAGGAACAAUGAUCGACUGCGUUGGGCGGAUCCUUUGGAGAACAUGAUUCCAGUGAUAUGA